UCAUUUUCAAUUCGGGAGCAAUCAUUGUUUGAAGAUAGCCUUGACCAUUAUAAAUUGAUUAAGUUUACUUUGCGAUAAAUCUGAUUGAAAUGCAACUUAUUUACUUGUUUAGUAGCUUAGAAUAUGUAAAAGAAUAUGUAUUUACAGUGAGUGUGCUUAAAAACCGAUUUCAAGUCAAGGUAAAUCUUAUUAUGAUCCCCGCUCUGUGUUUCAAAACAAAAUAGUGCUUAGAAAUAACAUGUCUGUAGGUUAUAUAAUACUGUAUUCAAAAUGCAUGACACAUUAUAUUUGAUGACCAUACAAAAUUUAUGCAUUUGAAUUAGCCUAUGUCCUAUCAGAAACGUUUUGCGUUUCAUUUCAAGCAACAUUCGCCUACGAAUAAUGAGGGAUUUACCACGAUCAUGUGACAUAACAAAAUGGCGACUUCCACUCCGGAUAAACGUCAAGUAGACCCAGAUUAUGCUGAAGCUGAAGGAAGUGACAGUGAGGAGUCGGAGGAAGAUUCUGAACCCAAGCUAAAGUAUGAGAGGAUCGGGAACGACUUAAAGAACAAACUGCUGUCUAAGGACUGUGUCAGCUGUCUGGCUGUCCACCCCAAGUUCUUGGCUGUGGGGACCCACUGGGGUAUGAUCCAUAUAUUUGAUCAUGCUGGAAAUGCAGUGAGAGACAAAGAAAUAGCAGCACACACCACCACUGUGAACCAGCUGAGCAUCGAUGAUAACGGUGAUCAUGUAGCCAGCUGUUCGGAUGACGGCAGGGUGAUGAUUUCUGGACUAUACUCUGCAGACAACAAUCAGAGCAUUAACUUUGACCGACCGGUGAAGGCCGUUGCCAUAGAUCCCAAGUUUGGUAAAUAUGGAAGUGGGAAGAACUUUGUGACAGGAGAUGACAAGCUGAUUCUGAAUGAGAAAGGAGGACUCUUUAACAGACAUAAGACGGUAUUACUCCACCAGGGGGAGGGCCUGAUCCGCGAGAUCAAGUGGAAAGGGGACUUCAUCGCAUGGACAAAUGAUCAUGGAGUGAAGAUCUUUGACAUGAGCUCCAGGAGCCGGAUUACAUUUAUCAGCAAGGAUCACAACUAUCGACCAGACCAGUACCAGUGCAGCAUGUGUUGGAAAGACAGUCACACCCUUCUCCUAGCAUGGGCAGACAAAGUGAAAGUGUGUGUUGUUAAGGACAGAGAGGAUCGCGAUGCCAGGGACCUACCUCAGCGAUACGUAGAAAUCACCGCCAUGUUUACAUUGGACUCGUUCGCUUGCGGUAUUUCCCCUCUGAAUAACAGCCUGGUUAUUCUGACGUUCGAGAAGGAUGGUCAGGGGGAGGGAAACAGACAAGUCUCCAAACGCCCUCACCUUCUCAUCGUAGAGCCCCACAUGGAUUACUUUGAGGAAAUCUCUAAUGAUGCGCUAUCAGUCCGAGGCUUUCAGGAGUAUAAACCCAGGGACUAUCACUUAGAACUACUAAUCUCAGUAACAUAUUUUUCAGAGACCAUUACUGACGAGAAUUUGUUUUACAUCGUAAGUCCGAAAGAUAUAAUUAUUUCGAAAGAACGAGACACGGAUGACCACAUUGCAUGGUUACUGGAGCGUGAAGAUUUUGAGGAAGCCAUGGAUAUUGUGGAGAAGAACCAACAUCUCCUAAGAAAACACUCGCAAAAGGAUGUUGCCAAGCAGUAUCUGGAGUUUUUGUUGGAAAAUGACAAUUUUGUUGAAGCAGCCAGACAGUGCUCAAGGAUUCUGGGUAAAAACAAGGAAUUGUGGGAAGAGGAAAUUUGGAAAUUUCACAGUCACAAACAAUUAAAGGUUUUAGCACCAUAUAUACCCCAGAAUGAACCCAGACUUUCUCCAGCGAUUUAUGAACUUGUGCUUUAUGACUUCCUGAACACGGACUGUGAGAAAUUCCUUUCUGUUGUAAAAGAAUGGCCCUCUGACCUGUACAAUGUACAAACUGUGAUCACCGCCACGCUGGAUCGACUGGACCGUGAACGGAACAACACCACACUGCUGAGGGCACUAGGAGAGCUGUACACACUGGAGAAACAGUAUGAGAAGAGUCUUGCAAUCUAUUUAAAGUACUACUCCAUCGCUAAACCCAAGGACAGACUAGGAAACACAGAUGUAUUUAAACUGAUCCACAAGUACAGUCUUUUCUCGUCCAUCAGCGACAAAAUCGUACAGUUGAUGGAGUUUGACGGAGACCAGGCGGCCCAACUCCUGAUUGACAAUAUGGACAAACUUCCUAUUGAACAAGUAGUCAAACAGCUGGAAAACAAUGAGAAGUUUCUAUUCACAUAUUUAGACAAAGUUUGCCAGAAGGACCAACAGCUCUGUCAGGCAUACCAUGGACAACUCGUGAAGCUCUACGCAGAAUUCGCUCCAAAGAAGUUACUUCCCUUUCUGAAGAGCAGCAUUCACUAUCCCCUACAACGAGCCAUGGACGAGUGUCAGAUUAGAAGACUUGUUCCUGAGCAAGUCUAUUUACUGGGUCGAAUGGGAGAUUUAAAGAAAGCCUUGACCUUGAUAACAACAGAGUUGAAGGACGUUAAUCAGGCCAUCGAAUUCUGUAAGGACAAGAAUGAUGAGGAACUGUGGGCUGAUCUAAUCAAGUUCAGCAUAGAUAAGCCAACUUUCAUUAAGGGACUCCUACACAACAUUGGGACGCACGUGGAUCCUAUUAGACUAAUCCCUCAAAUCAAGGUUGGAAUGAAAAUCCCAGGAUUAAGGGAUUCUCUCGUUAAAAUCCUCCAAGACUACAACCUCCAGAUGUCACUGAGAGAGGGGUGUAGAAAAAUUCUGGUGGCUGACAGUUUUAAUCUGCUGGACAGACUGGUGAAAACCCAGAGGAGGGGCAUCUCAAUGGACAGUAGCCAAGUGUGUCCCAUAUGUCAACAACACAUCAUUGUGACAGAUUUGAGAUAUGCCAGCAAUGUUGUGCUAUUCUACUGCAGACAUGCAUUCCAUGAGGACUGCCUACCAACACAUUCCAUGGAACGCUGCACCAUAUGUAGUACACAGAGAAGAGGACCAGGGUCGAAAGGCAUGGUUAAAUAGUGAUGGGUGUGGCUUAAUAAAUGUAUAUAUUCAAAAGGGAAAAGUCGUGGCAAAAUCCAGUGAGGGUGUGGUCUGACCAGGAUUUCAUCAUGGCAUAUUUUUACAAAUCUAGAAGAAAAAAAAAACUUGUUGCAAUUUUUCCUAUGAAUGACAUAUGCAACAAGGCAUGCCAGGAAUACAUUAUUUGCAGUCUGUAAGAAAGUUUACCUCAAUCUCAGUUUUUGUAUUUUUGAUGGGAUUUAUGAGAUUGAUCACUGUUCAUUACCUUCGCUUUUUCAAUCCCAUAGAUUCUCACGACUGGAACACGUGUACAUGAACUGUAUAGAAAUCAUUCAUUUGUCCACAUCUCCAGAUGCUUCUACUGGACACGCAGAUUGCUUUUGACUUGUUCAUACAAUUGUUAGAUAGUUGUUCAUACAAUUAUUAGAUACACUUGUUCAUACAAUUAUUAGAUACACUAGUUCAUACAAUUGUUAGAUACACUUGUUCAUACAAUUGUUAGAUACACUUGUUCAUACAAUU
Molecule: messenger RNA, 3572 nt
Organism: Ostrea edulis (European flat oyster)
Lineage: Eukaryota; Metazoa; Mollusca; Bivalvia; Ostreida; Ostreidae
Product: vacuolar protein sorting-associated protein 41 homolog
Exons: 29
Coding region: 417-3050 (877 amino acids)
Biological process (GO): cellular response to starvation; macroautophagy; endosomal vesicle fusion
Cellular component (GO): late endosome; HOPS complex
Molecular function (GO): protein binding
Source: RefSeq, a predicted model, not a curated record